UAAUGUCUGGUCGCGGUAAAGGAGGAAAAGGUCUAGGAAAAGGAGGCGCCAAGCGUCAUCGUAAGAUCCUUCGGGACAACAUCCAGGGUAUCACCAAGCCCGCCAUCCGUCGUCUUGCUCGUCGUGGUGGAGUCAAGAGAAUCUCUGGUCUGAUCUACGAAGAGACUCGUGGUGUCCUCAAGGUUUUCCUUGAGAAUGUCAUCCGUGAUGCUGUCACCUAUACCGAGCACGCCAAGAGAAAGACCGUCACAGCCAUGGACGUGGUCUACGCUCUCAAACGCCAAGGACGUACCCUGUACGGAUUUGGUGGUUAGAUGAGUUUCUCAUCUCAUUCACAAAC
This is a messenger RNA of Actinia tenebrosa (Australian red waratah sea anemone), 340 nucleotides long. Its product is annotated as histone H4. Gene Ontology annotation, cellular component: nucleosome. NCBI's taxonomy places the organism in Eukaryota, Metazoa, Cnidaria, Anthozoa, Actiniaria, Actiniidae. The record is from RefSeq and is a predicted model, not a curated record. Gene Ontology annotation, molecular function: protein heterodimerization activity; structural constituent of chromatin; DNA binding.